CUUCAAUCUAAUUAUUCCCUCCGUCCCAAAAUUAUUUUCCAGUUUGGAUCCUAAAAACGAAAUCUCAAACUGGACAAUAAUUUUGGAAUAGAAAAAAUAUUACAUUUCUUUCGUUCCGAAAUGAUUCUAUGUUUUAACAUGAAUAUAUAUUGUCAAAGGGAGUUAAUUAAGUAUGAUAUAGAGAUUAUAAAAAUUAACCAUGGCUAGCUAACUGUUGGAUUUAGAGCCUCUCUUCUUUUUUUUCUUGGAUCAAAAGGUAAGGCCGCAUACCAACACCCUCAGGGGGGUGUUCAAAAUAAUGGUAGCCCCAAGUCAAAGACUUUGCGAAAGAGGCUAGGUAAUCUGCUGAGAAAUUAGCUUCUCUGUGGAUGUGCCGGACCUUGAUCGUCCAUGGUUUGCGGAGCAGCUCCUGGAUUCCUUUAAUGAGGCUCUCGUGUCUAUUCGGCUCCCUUGUAUCCUCCUGAACCAUUCUGAGAACACUCAAGUUCGUCUAUUUCCAGCUGCACUUUCUUCCAUCCGCCUUCCCAACAAUAUGGCCAACAUGAGUUUUAGAGUCACUGCCAACGCCGCCACAGGAUCGUAUAUGAUAUUGUAGCAACUAGCAAAACAUGGAACAAGCAAUGGUUGCCGAAGAGCACGUAACUCAUCAUCAUUAUUCAUUAUCAUCAUCAAUGGUUACUUUAAUGCUAGGCCUUGAAGAAGAGCACGACUAGGGAGGCAUGAUGGAGAUGAAUUACAAUGUGAAUUCUACCUAAUUUACUAAUUCCAUCGUUCACCUUCAUAGUGUAAACAUUUAUGUGAUAAUACUACUAAGUACUAAACAUUUCAAAUGCACAUUUAUCAUAACUCUAAUUACACAAAAUCGGAUUCAAAGCCUAUAUUUGUUUGCAUUUGUAACUCAAAAAAGGGCUUCGUUGCUAUGGCGUGGCAUAGACUGACGAGGCUACCAAAUAAUCCCAGUUAAAUGUACAUUAACUAUAAGGUCUGAUUGCCGAAAACUCUGGCUGAACUAAACCUAAAACUUCAAUUUUGAACUGUAGUAAUUCCAAAAAGUGUUGGAUACACCGAAUUUUCAUAACUAAAAUUACGAAUUGAAGAGAGAGAUUAAGGGAGAAACAGAAUUAUGCAGAAAAGGAUGUAUAGAACGCGAGAAGAAGGGUAAACUUGAAAAUUUUCUCGCAUUAACAAUUACUGGAAAUCUACUACAUAUUAAUACCUUCAAAUCACAACCAAACUAACUACAAAUUUCUUUUGUAUCACUACCUUCACGAUCAUGAGAAUCCAGCAGAAGCAGAGCAGCCUUCUUACUGUGGCGCUGGCGGCGGCGGCUUGAAGAGCUCGUGGGGUUGGACGGUAAAGAAGGAACCCGGUUCAAUUUUCAUCCUCGGUCGCGGCUGCCGAUUGAAUAUCCUGGUUUCCCUUCUUCCUGCAUCAGAGAACUUCUGAGGAAUCCACUAAUUCGUCCAAAUAGCGCAUAAAAGAUGGAUUCGAAAAGGCAACUGUUUGAAGUAGAUCUUCUUGAAAGAUAUGCUGCAAAAGGACAUGGAGUUAUUACAUGUAUGGCUGCAGGGAACGAUGUAAUUGUUUUUGGAACAAGUACAGGGUGGAUCAUCCGGCGCGAUUUUGGAGUUGGAGAUUCCCAUGAUAUUGAUUUUUCGGCUGUAAGUAGGUCUGGAGAUCAGUCAUCAAUUCAUCGAGUAUUUGUUGAUCCUGGUGGUAGCCACUGUAUAGUUACAGUCAUGGGUCCUGGAGGUCCUGAUACAUUUUAUGUACAUGCUAAAUGGACUAAACCUCGUUUGCUUAGCAGAUUCAAAGGUGUUGUUGUGACCGCUGUUGCGUGGAACCGGCAAUUGAUAUCAGAAGCAUCCACAAGGGAAGUCAUCCUUGGUACAGAAAGUGGCCAGCUUUACGAAAUUGCUGUUGAUGAGAAGAAUAAGAAGGAGAAGUAUUCAAAGUUUUUGUUUGAGUUGAAGGAACUCCCUGAAGCUUUUACUGGAUUGCAGAUGGAAACAUCGACUGGUAUCCAUGGAACUGCAAUAAGAUACUAUGUAAUGACUGUUACUCCGACUAGACUUUAUUCAUUCACAGGAAAGGGCUCAUUAGAGUCUGUUUUUGCUAGUUAUGUGGACCGUACAGUUCAUUUCAUGGAACUUCCGGGAGAAAUACCUAACAGCGAACUGCACUUCUAUAUCAAGCAAAAGAGGGCUUUACACUUUGCAUUGCUCUCGGGAGCAGGAAUAUAUCACGGAGGGCUAAAUGUUGGUGCACAACAUAGGUCGCCAGAUGUUGAUCAGAGUUUUGUGGAGAACAAAGCUCUUUUGGCCUACUCAAAACUGGGGGAAGGAGGUGAAGCUGUUAAGCCUAGUUCAAUGGCUAUGUCUAAGUAUCACUUUCUUCUCCUUAGUGGGAAUAAGGUCAUAGUUGUUAAUAGGGUUAGUGAGCUGCUUGUAGAGGAGCUUUAUUUUGAUCAAGUUACAGAUACGGUUUCUAAGAGUAUUAUCGGAUUAUGCAGCGAUUCAUCCGCUGGAAUGUUUUACGCUUAUGACCAGAACUCCAUCUUUCAGAUCUCUGUAAAAGAUGAGGGUCGAGAUAUGUGGAAGGUGUAUUCAGACUUAAAGGAUUAUGCUGAAGCUCUGGCGAAUUGUUGUGAUGCCCUCCAGAAAGACCAAGUUUAUUUGGUACAGGCUGAAGCUGCUUUUUCUGCUCAGGAUUUUCUCGGAGCCGCACACUUUUAUGCAAAGAUCACCCACGUGUUAUCAUUCGAAGAGAUCACUUUGAAGUUCAUUAGCAUUGGAGAACAGGAUGCUUUGAGAACAUUCCUUCUUUGCAAGCUUCAUAUUCUUGCUAGGGUAGAUAAGCGCCAGCUAAUGAUGAUCUCCUCCUGGGUUACUGAACUAUACUUGAAUAAGAUCAACCGGAUACUUUUGGGAGAUGAUGGUGCUUCUGGAAAUGGUAGUUCAGAGUAUCAGCUAAUUAUUCAAGAGUUUCGUGCUUUUUUAUGCGACUCCAAGGACAUAUUGGAUGAGGCAACUACGCUGAAGUUACUAGAAAGCUAUGGUAGGAUUGAUGAAUUGGUGUUCUUUGCUAAUCUGGUGGAGAAAUAUGAGGUCGUGAUUCGCCAUUAUAUCCAGAAAGGAGAAGUGAAGAAAGCACUACAAAUUCUUAGGAAACCUAACGUUCAAAUAGAGCUUCAGUAUAAAUUUGCCGCAGACCUUAUCAUGCUUGAUGCACAUGAAACUGUUGAAUCAUGGAUGGCCACAAAAGACCUGAACCCGAGAAAGCUAGUUCCUGCUCUGAUGCGAUAUUCAAAUGAACCUCAUGCUAAGGACGACACACACGAAGUGAUCAAAUAUCUUGAGUAUUGCGCUCAUCGUUUGCAGAAUGAAGAUUCAGUUGUUCACAAUUUGUUACUUUCUUUGUACUCCAAGCAAGAAGAUGAGAGUGCUCUUCUACGUUUCUUGCAAUUCAAAUUCGCUAAAGGGAGAUCCAACGGCGGCCCUGAAUUUUUCUAUGAUCCCAAAUAUGCUUUGCGCAUUUGUCUAAAAGAGAAGCGCAUGCGUGCCUGUGUUCAUAUAUACAGCAUGAUGUCCAUGCAUGAAGAGGCAGUUGCCCUUGCACUGAGACUUGAUCCAGAGCUUGCCAUGGCCGAAGCUGACAAAGUUGAAGAUGAUGAAGUUUUGAGGAAGAAACUGUGGCUUAUGGUUGCUAGACAUGUCAUUGAACAGGAAAAGGGUACAAAAAAAGAUAAUAUUCGCAAAGCUAUAGCUUUUCUCAAGAGAACAGAUGGACUCUUAAAGAUAGAAGAUAUUUUACCCUUCUUUCCAGACUUCUCUGUUAUCAAUGAUUUUAAAGAGGCAAUCUGUUCAUCUUUGGAGGACUACAAUGAGGAAAUUGACAAAUUAAAGCAGGGAAUGAAUGAUGCAAACUAUGAAGCAGACAAUAUGAAGAAAGAUAUUAGUGCACUUGCCCAACGGUACGUUGUCAUUGAGCAUGGCGAAGAAUGUGGAGUUUGCAGAAGGAAAAUAUUGAAUGGAAAUAAAGAGUAUCAGAAGUCACAUGGUUCUAUAUUACCUGCAUCAAUGGUCCCUUUCUAUGUGUUUCCUUGUGGACAUUGUUUUCAUGCUGAGUGUUUGCUCACACAUGUGACUAAUGGAACUACUCAAAACAAUGCAGAAUUUAUUUUGGAUCUGCAAAAACAGCUUACACAACUUGGUAGUGAACCAACUAAGAACCUGAUGUUGGAGAAGAUAAGAUCACAGUUGGAUGAUGCUAUUGCCGCUGAAUGCCCAUACUGUGGUGACCUAAUGAUAGACGAGAUUUCGAAACCUUUCAUUCGGCCUGACCAGUUCGAUGAGCUCAACUCGUGGCAGAUCAAACCACAAGAUAACAUUGCGAUUCUGCAAAGCCCGUCUUUAGGUUCAAGAUUGUGGGGUGCUUUGCUUCUUCUGUUUGCAUUUUAG
Molecule: messenger RNA, 4460 nt
Organism: Oldenlandia corymbosa var. corymbosa
Lineage: Eukaryota; Viridiplantae; Streptophyta; Magnoliopsida; Gentianales; Rubiaceae
Source: the annotation of a GenBank genome assembly